AUGGACAGACAUCUUUCAUCCCAGGCGAGAAACACUACUACCGCUUCAACUGUUGUAUCAGUAUUGGCUGUGAUAUCUGUUGCUUUGAGAUUCUGGACUCGAAGGAUAAUCAAGGCUGGUUAUGGUCCGGAUGAUUGGUGGAUUCUCGUUGGUCUCAUCUUCAUGUUGAGUACUGGGGGCGUUCUUCUCUACGGUGUCAGAGCAGAUCCAAAUGGAGGGAAUGCCAUCAAUCGAGAUGAUCCCAACUUCGAUUUCACUCCCCAUACAACCUACCUCAAGACAUCCUUCAUCGCCGCUACGCUGUACUUCUCAGUCGUGACAGCGAUCAAGAUCUCCAUCCUCUACAUGUAUCGUCGAAUAUUCCCCAUCGAUGAAUUUUACCUGCAAUCCCAAGUUGUCGGUGGGCUUGUGAUCAUCUGGUGGCUCGUCGGCAGCAUCUUGACGAUAAUUAGCUGCUUACCUGUUAACCGUCUCUGGAUCGGACCAAGUGCCGGAGGCUAUUGUUUCAAUUUCAACAUAUACUGGAUGUCCAUGGGUGCAGUGGAGUUGGUGAUUGACACUCUCCUGCUCAUUCUACCAGUGCGGAUGGUCCUCGGACUUCGGCUUUCUCGUCAGCAGAAAGUGUUGGUCGUGGGUAUCUUUGUCCUUGGAGGCUUCGUCAUCGUCACCGGCCUCGUCCGUGUAAUUCUAGGGUAUCGCCCAGGCAGUCAAAAUGUUGCCUUCGCGAGAGCAGAACUCUGGUCAGCUGUACACAUCGGCAUCGCAAUCGUGUGUGCAUGCCUUCCCACUUUACGACCGCUCAUCAAGCGAGCCAGCACGACUGCUUCUUCCUUGCGGAGGAAAUAUGGUUCAAGUUCGAGUAGUGGCCAAGAUACGAGCGCUAAUGGUUCGGGAGGUUCGAAUGUUGCUUCGAGGAAUCGGGGACCGUCUGAAGUGCUGACGCUAAAGAAUGUGAGGACUGGAAGUGCGUCGGCUGAUAAUGUGAGGCUGACAAGGGAUGGUGAGUCGCCGCCGGUAAUUCCAUUCCAGGUCAUGUCGCCCAGAAUGGGAUUGAGGCCGGAUGAUGUUGUGUAA
Messenger RNA from Cadophora gregata, 1074 nucleotides. RefSeq lists its product as uncharacterized. Bases 1 to 1074 code for a protein of 357 amino acids. Lineage: Eukaryota; Fungi; Ascomycota; Leotiomycetes; Helotiales; Ploettnerulaceae. The record is from RefSeq and is a predicted model, not a curated record. The transcript is spliced from 3 exons.